Molecule: messenger RNA, 1069 nt
Organism: Clarias gariepinus (North African catfish)
Lineage: Eukaryota; Metazoa; Chordata; Actinopteri; Siluriformes; Clariidae
Gene: tmigd1
Product: transmembrane and immunoglobulin domain containing 1
Exons: 6
Coding region: 193-948 (251 amino acids)
Biological process (GO): cell recognition; detection of stimulus; susceptibility to natural killer cell mediated cytotoxicity
Cellular component (GO): synapse; neuron projection; plasma membrane
Molecular function (GO): signaling receptor binding
Source: RefSeq, a predicted model, not a curated record
AAAAGGUCUGUUACGGUCUCAGGAGAGGAGUGGUGAUUCUGAAAAACUGCUAUAAAAUAUCUCGCUGGCUCAAUAUAAAGCUCUGCUUAGUUCACGGGAGGCUUUUAAAACCUCUGCAGUGCAACCUUUGGAUUCUCUGAAGCAUUUUUGAGACAAUCAUUGCCUUGUCUUGGACUAAAGAAACCGAUAACCAUGAGAAUCUGCUUCAGAAUCCAGUUAAUCCAUCUUACGCUCAUCUUUGCCAGCAGUGUCCACAGUGCCAACGUCACCAUUCAGUCAAACCCACCAACAAACGGAGGGUUUGUUAUAACCAAGCCAGAGAGGACCGUGUCUCUGACCUGCACAGUCGAGAACUCUGCUCAGGCAGAACAACUGCAGUGGCUCCGAAAUGGCCGGGAAGUGAGUCUGAAAGCUGAAAACCGAUUCAACACGAGCCACGUGUGUGUGCAGCCAGUCAACAGAGACGACAAUUUCGUCACCUUUACCUGUCAGUUAAAGUCUAACGCUAAUGUGAAAGACUCCAUCCAACUAGAGGUUCAAUAUCCUCCAACCCUAGGACAGAAUGUAGACGUGAACGUUGAGGAGAAAAGUGAUGCCGUUCUGUCCUGUGACGUUCGUGCUUAUCCUCCAGUAACUGUAGUCUGGAAGAAGGACGACAUCCUUCUUGACCUUUCUCCUAGCAACUACAAGACCAGCAACGACGGGAUUACCGCUUCGCUUUCUGUCUCAAACGUUAACCGGAACCAGCAUCGUGGUGUGUUCAGCUGCGAGGCCAACUCCACCGUCUUCGGGGUCAACAAAAAGAGCUUCAAUGUCACCGUUGUAGACAGAACGAUGAAGUUCCCUCUUUGGCCGACAGUAGCUGGAGUAGUGGUGGUCAUCCUGACAAUGCUCCUGGCUGCCAUUUCCCGGCUGGAUAAGAUUAUGAAGUGCUUUAAAAAAGGCUGAUGAUCCAUCAAGUGGGCCAUCGUGUUACAGCCAAAUGCACAGAGAAUCACAAAGAGGACAUAUACGAAGCAAACACUUCCCACAUAACGUGUUCUGUUUAAUUAAAAACGUUAAAUACCUA